GGAGAGGAGAAGAGCGAAGAGAGAUGAGCGGGGCGGCGCUGUGCGCGGCGCUGACGGAGCUGGGGUUCGACGGGGAGGACCCGCUCGACGCCGACGCGCUCGAGUGGCCGUUCCAGUACGAGGAGGCGCGCCCGCUCCUCGCCUGGAUCUGCUCCUGCCUCCGCCCCUCCAACGUCCUCUCCCCCUCCCACCUCGCGCAGUAUGAGCAACUUGUGGAAGAGGGAAGGCUGCUAGAGGGUGAGGAUCUGGACUCUGCUUUUGAUAGCAUUUCAGCUUUUUCAAGCAAGAAAGAUAAUCAAGAAGCUGUAUUUGGAUCAGAAGAAACAAUCCUUGAUAUACGAGAAGCAAAACUAGCAUACAGAGCUGAAGUAUUUGAAUUACAGAAGCAGCUUGCACGGCAACAAGCUCAGUUUGAUUUGCUUGCAGGGCAAGCUUCUACUCUUAUCCAAGGCAGACGGGCACGAGUGACUGCCAUGUCCGCAGUUAGUGGGCAACUUAUAUCUUUGGAUGAACAACUUUCUUCUAGGAACUUAGAGAUGAAUGCAGUUCUUGGAAGAAUCACUGCUACUACCCAGGAAUUGGCACAUUAUCAUUCAGGAGAUGAUGAAAGUAUAUACUUAGCAUAUUCAGAUUUCCACCCUUAUGUUGUUGGAGAUUUGGCUUGUACGAAGGAGCUUAACCGGUGGUUCUCGAAGCAAUUUGAGAAGGGUCCAUUUCGGCUUGUUGCCGAGGAAGGAAAGUCCAAAUGUUCCUGGGUUAGCCUUGAUGACAUCACCAAUGGUUUGGUAAGAGGAGAUUCUGAAAAAUCACAUCAUCACCAGCGUGUGGCUGAAUUGCAACGACUUCGCUCAAUAUUUGCUACAAGUGAAAGGCAAUGGAUUGAAGCACAAGUUGAAAAUGCUAAACAACAGGCCAUACUCUCGAUUUUAAAAUCACAAGUAUCAUCCGAUGAGGCUCAUAUACAUAGGGAUAUUCAUUCUCUGAGGAGAAAAGGUUCUGAGCUUGCUGGAGAACUCUCAACUCUUUCUCAAAAGGUGCAGGCUUUUGUAUCUGAGACUAUACCAUGCCUCUGUUCAGAACUCGCUCAACUUCAAGGCACAUAUAUUUUGCAAGGGGACUAUGAUUUAAAGGUCAUGCGCCAGGAAUACUACAUCAACAGACAAAAAACGUUCAUUAGUCACUUGGUUAAUCAGCUCGCCAGACACCAGUUUCUGAAGAUUGCUUGCCAGCUUGAAAGGAAGAACAUAGCUAGUGCCUACUCACUCCUUAGAGUAAUAGAAUCUGAGUUACAAAGCUACCUAUCAGCUGUCAAUACCCGUCUGGGUCAUUAUACUUCAUUGAUUCAAGCUGCGACGGAGGUGCGUGAGCAAGGAGCAAUUGAUGACCGUGACACUUUCCUCCAUGCCGUACGGGAUCUCUUAUGUGUUCACUCAAAUGUCCAAGCAACAAUGCCAACAUACAUGUCAGCACAUGCCUUGGUUCAGCAGAUAUCAGCCCUUCAAUCCGAUUUGCUCUCUCUUCAGUCUGAACUUGAAAGUGCCCUUCCAGCUGACCGGAAAAGAUGUAUCAAUGAAUUAUGCACACUGAUUCAAACAGUCGAACAACUUCUAUUUGCAUCAUCGACGACUGCAGAACCAAUCUUGACACCCUGGCCACUGAUGCGAGCACUCGAUGACAUGGAAAAUGCCAACGCGCAAGUUGAAGUUUCUGUGGAAGAAGUAACCAAGGCUCGCACCCAAAAGAUAAAGAUUUUCGAAAAUCGUGCCCAUGAGGUUGGGAGGGAGAGGCAAGUGUUUGUUGAUUUCUUCAGCAAUCCCGAGCGUCUCAAGAAUCAAGUCAGAGAGCUUACAUCCCGUGUUAAAGCUCUCCAGGAAUAGAACCCCCUUGUCUAGGCUGGUAUUGUUUAUGCUUCCAGCCUUUGUGUGCCAGAUCCCGCAAAAUGAGAAGAAAGAAACAGCCAGAGCUUGUGGAAUCACUUGUCCCAGCGCUGUUCCAUGUAAAGUUCCACCUUUACUCCACUACUGGGGAGUAUGUAGCAUCGAUUUGGGCAUUCUGGAUCAUCGGUUAGCUCGUUGGAUGAUCAUAUUCCUGGCCCAUAUACCUGCGGAGAGGCUGGUGCAAGUUGUGACAUUUUGGGGGGUUGCAGUGUGUUUGUUGUAAAGUAAAAUCAGGAACCACGAGGCCGUUUCCUCGUCUGAUUUCUGUUCAGGCAAGGUGGCUGUUGUGCAAUUGUUGUGGUGGAAACUCAAAACUAACCUUGCUUAGUGUGCAUAUUAGAUUGAUCUUCUAUUAUUCAAUCGCUAACUGGAGUAAUUGCAGAUUGGACCAUAUUGUAUUUCCAGGUUUUAUUUUAGGCCACCCUUAAACAUCUACCUCUGUUUGAAUUUGUCGAUGUAUCAUACUUAAUGUAUUUGACGUCAUCGAUCUGUUUGAAUUUAUCGAUGUAUCAUAGUAAUUGUAUUUGAGAUCAUCGAUGUGUACUGAAAUUAUUUGGAAUGGUUCAAACAGCAACAGUAACAAAUUUAUCCAAUUCCCCAAAUUAUAAAGAG
Molecule: messenger RNA, 2549 nt
Organism: Oryza brachyantha (malo sina)
Lineage: Eukaryota; Viridiplantae; Streptophyta; Magnoliopsida; Poales; Poaceae
Product: AUGMIN subunit 3
Exons: 19
Coding region: 24-1877 (617 amino acids)
Biological process (GO): centrosome cycle; spindle assembly
Cellular component (GO): centrosome; mitotic spindle; HAUS complex
Source: RefSeq, a predicted model, not a curated record